Cucurbita maxima (winter squash) is the source of this 788-nucleotide messenger RNA. RefSeq names its product 50S ribosomal protein L12, chloroplastic. The coding region runs from base 56 to 631 and encodes 191 amino acids. Gene Ontology annotation, molecular function: structural constituent of ribosome. Gene Ontology annotation, biological process: translation. The transcript has a single exon. Lineage: Eukaryota; Viridiplantae; Streptophyta; Magnoliopsida; Cucurbitales; Cucurbitaceae. The record is from RefSeq and is a predicted model, not a curated record. Gene Ontology annotation, cellular component: ribosome.
CAACCACUUCCUUAUCCUAUCUUCUUCCUUCUCCGCAUCAGAAGAAGAAAGAAAAAUGGCUUCCACACUCUCCACUCUCACCUCCCUCCGUUCCCCACUGCACCUUUCUUAUUCCCAUUCCUCUUUUUCCACUCAGUCCUCCAUUUCCACAACUCUCCAAUUUCCUUUUAACCCUUCCUCCACUGCUACCUCCCACCGCGCCACCCUCCUCCGUCCCAUUGCCGCCGUGUCAGCCCCUGAGAAAAUUGAAAAGCUCGGCGCCGACAUCUCCAAUCUCACUCUCGAAGAAGCCCGCAUUCUGGUCGACUUUCUUCAAGAUAAGCUUGGGGUCUCCGCUGCCGCAUUCGCCCCCGCCGUCGUCGUCGCAGCACCCGGCGCCGCAGCCGGGGACGCGGCCGCGGAGGCGGUGGAGGAGAAGACGGAAUUCGAUGUGGUCAUUGAGGACGUGCCAAGCAAUGCUAGAAUUGCAGUGAUUAAGGCAGUGAGGGCAUUGACAAGCUUGGCUUUGAAGGAAGCCAAAGAACUCAUCGAAGGUUUGCCCAAGAAGUUCAAGGAAGGGAUUUCGAAAGAAGAGGCUGAGGAUGCCAAGAAACAGCUUGAAGAAGCUGGAGCUAAAAUCGCCAUUGUUUAAUGCUGCUGGGGGAAAAAGUGUUUGUUUUAGAUUAACUCACUCAGUCUUUGCUGAAUUUCCCCUUUUUUUCUUCUUGAUGUGAACUGUGAACUCGUCGUUCUGACAUAUUUCCACUUAGAAUCAUAUUGCUUGCUUUAUGUUGCUGCUGUUCGCCAAA